Messenger RNA from Periophthalmus magnuspinnatus, 636 nucleotides. It is a transcript of the gene czib, whose product is annotated as CXXC motif containing zinc binding protein. Gene Ontology annotation, molecular function: zinc ion binding. Lineage: Eukaryota; Metazoa; Chordata; Actinopteri; Gobiiformes; Gobiidae. Bases 105 to 587 code for a protein of 160 amino acids. The transcript is spliced from 8 exons. The record is from RefSeq and is a predicted model, not a curated record.
AUAAUAACAUGAAGUAUUGAAAUUGCUCUGUUGAAUCUCUAAUAUCGCACAACCUGAGCGUGUACCUGAACGCAGCAGAGGAAGUGGUCAGUGAAGGCGUCAACAUGGUGAAAUUUGGGCUACAGUUUAAAGCCACGCUGGAAAACGUGACGAACGUGAGGCCGGUUGGGGAAGAUUUUCGAUGGUUUUUGAAGCUCAAGUGUGGAAGCUGUGGAGAAAUCUCAGAUAAAUGGCAAUAUAUCACGCUGGUGGAGAGCACUCCACUAAAAGGUGGACGAGGAAGUGCCAGCAUGGUGCAAAAAUGCAAACUUUGCUCCAGGGAAAAUUCUAUUGAUAUCCUUGGGGACACAAUUACACCAUAUAAUGCUGAGGACAAUGAACGCUUCAAGACAAUGGUGCAGUUUGAAUGUCGAGGUUUGGAACCCGUUGACUUUUGGCCUCAAGCUGGCUUUGCAGCAGAAGGAGCUGAGUCUGGUACACCUUUUCCUGAAAUUACCCUCUUAGAAAAAGACUGGACCGAUUAUGAUGAGAAAGUCAACGAAUCAGUUGGAAUAUAUGAAGUAACCCACAAGUUUAUAAAGUGCUAAAGUAAUUUCAAGAGUCAUAAAUAAGUCAGAUGUCCACAGGUUUGUUAAA